UUAUGCCAAGUAUGUGAGGAGCCGACGAGGGCCCGCGGCGGUCAUGGUGGGCCGCCGUCGCCGUCCCCGCGCUGGCGACUGGCCGGGCUGCUGAGGCGGAGGGGAUGGCGGAGCCCCUGAGGAGGACGCUGUGCAGGCUCCGGGAGAAGCGCACCACCGGGGGGCCCCGGGCCGCCUCGUUCGCGUCGCCUCGCGAGCCCGCGGGCCCGCGCCUGGAGCAGCCUGCGCCGGCUCCCAGAGCGCGGGGUCCCGAGGAGCAGCCGGGGGCGCGGGUGCCGCAGGAGGCCGCAGACCCCGGCUGCGCUCCUCGCCACGUAGGCGCGGGCUCCGAGGGCAGCGGGGAGGACGAGGACGAAGAGGACGCCGACUACUACGAGAACAUGCCCGCCGGCUGCGCUCCCGAGGGGGCGGGGGCGCGGCGGCCGGCAUGGCCUGUCCGGGCGGCGGGCUCCUUCCCGGGGGCGGAGGGCGGCCGGAGGGAGACCGGCCGGCUACAGACCCAGUUGCGGGAGGCCUACUAUCUGCUGAUCCAGGCCAUGCACGACCUGCCCCCUGACUCGGGCACGCGGCGGGGCGGCCCCGUGAGAGCCCGGGCUCGGGGCCAGCCUCCUCCUGUUCCCCGCAGCCCGCGGGGCCGGGAGCCGGGCGCCGGGGCCCGCCCUCCGCAGCAGGUGUCCCCGCCCCGGUCGCCUCCGAGGGAGCCCGGGGGCGGGCGGCCGCUCAGUCCGCAGAGGCUACUGUCCCGCAGCUGGAGCCUCGAGAGCCUCCGCGUGCGCGCCCAGCCGCCGGGGCUCCAGCGGUGGCCGAGCGACAGCUGGAUCCGGUGCGGGGCGCACGGGGACCCGGACGAGCCCCCGCCACGUGGAGGCAGGAUGGACGUCUGGAGCGGGGGCUGCGGUCGGGGUGCAUCGUCCGCCGCUCUCCUGCCCGGCGGCUGCCGGUACCCUAGCCACCUCUCGGGAAGCGGCUUCAGGGCCGCCACGGGGCCCUCGGGGACACGCAGCAGCAAAGAGGACCGCGCCGAGGGGCUGCGCUUCCUCCAGCCGCCCGCGGUGACGGUCAGGAAGUUGCAGAAGUGGAUGUACAAAGGACGCCUGCUGUCCCUGGGGAUAAAGGGUCGCGCCCAGGGGACGGCACCCGGCAUCCGCGGAGCGCAGGCAACCUCUCCAAAUUUGGACUCUUGGAAAGUGCACAAAAACCACGGCCUCCCAGUGACUCCGGACCCGAGGAUCACCUUGACAGACUUAUUUGAAAACGUCUGUGAGUCUUCAGUGAAGAAGAGAGAACAUGAAGAUCCAAAGGGCAGCACUGAGCCCCAUAAACUGCUUAACAGCAUCACUGUUUCAAAGAAACGCAACUGGUUAUAUCAGAGUACUCUCAGAUCUCAGAGUCUGGAAGACAACAAGAAAUGUCAGGAUCGAAGUCAUUUCUCCAUCUCCGCUGUGUCUCCACCCAAAUAUCAGCUAUCACAGCCUUUCUGCAAAUCUCCUGAUGAACACUGUACCCACAUGGUGUGUAAUGCUACUAACUUCUCAUUGUCAAGAAAUUGUUCUUUAGACUUUAGUGAGGAAAAUGAUGCUGAUGACGAAGGAGAAAUAUGGUACAACCCCAUCCCUGAGGAUGAUGACCUUGACGUAUCGGGUGCUUUGAGGUUUGAAGAGGCAAACUCUACUGCUCUGAGUGCCAGCCUGCUGUCUGCUAGAGACCUGAUGAAAGCAGAGCCCUAUAUGGACUUGCUGCCUGCCCAGCGCAUGGGUGAUGUUCAGACUGCCCAGUCAAGUGGAAUGAAUUCCAUAGAUGCCAUCCAUUCUACAGAAGUUCUGCAGCAGUACAAGCAGGCCUUAAGACACAAGACACAAGAAGGUAUAAUGGUAGAGGACAGUCCCGUGUUGAAAUCUGCUUUUUCAGGUCCUGGGAUUUUAGCUUCUACAAAUAGGACUGAAUUUGGAGCUAUGGAGCCAUCUUCUCCAAGCCCUAGCUCUUUGAAAAAAGGCAGUUCAAUUAACUGGUCUUUGCCAGAUAAAAUAAAAUCUCCACGCACUGUGAGGAAAUUAUCCAUGAAAAUGAAAAGAUUGCCAGAAUUGAGCAGAAAACUGAGCGCCAGGGGAGCCUCACAAUAUAUAAACAAUCCAGAUAACACUCCUUCUUUAUCUAAAUGUAGCUGUCAAGAAAUUCCUCACACUGUUAUUCUACCUUCUGGGAACCCAACCACAGCUGCUAAGAGGAACGUCAUAAGCCGGUACCACCUUGAUACCACUGUGUCUUCUCAGCACACCUACCAGAAGAAAACUGCCGAGAGCUCCAAGUAUUCCUGCAAAGGUGGUUACCUCAGUGACGGAGACUCGCCUGAACUUCUCACUAAAUCUAGCAAGCAUGGUUCCGAACACAGAUUUGGAAAAGGAAAAGAAAUCAUUCCAAACAUUUGUAGCAAAAAUGAAAUAGACAUAGAUGCCUUUAGACAUUACAGCUUUUCUGAUCAGCCCAAAUGCUCACAGUUCAUAUCCGGGCUCAUGAGUGUACAUUUCUAUGGUGCAGAGGAUUUAAAACCACCCCGGUUAGACUCCAAAGAUGUCUUUUGUGCAAUUCAGGUAGACUCCGUAAACAAAGCAAGAACAGCUUUGCUCACAUGUCGGACAACAUUUUUAGACAUGGACCACACUUUCAACAUAGAAAUUGAAAAUGCACAGCAUUUGAAACUGGUGGUGUUCAGUUGGGAGCCCACGCCAAGGAAAAACCGAGUGUGCUGUCAUGGGACGGUUGUGCUUCCCACUUUAUUCAGAGUGACCAGGACGCAUCAGCUGGCUGUGAAACUUGAACCCAGAGGUCUUAUUUAUGUGAAAGUGACUCUAAUAGAACAGUGGGAGAAUUCUCUUCAUGGCUUAGAUAAAAACCAAGAAUCAGUAAUAUUUGGUGUUGACAUUCAAAAAGUUGUAGAAAAAGAAAAUGUAGGCUUGAUGGUACCACUGCUGAUACAGAAAUGUAUCAUGGAAAUUGAAAAGAGGGGUUGUCAGGUAAUAGGCCUGUAUCGAUUAUGCGGUUCAGCAGCAGUCAAGAAAGAACUUCGAGAAGCUUUUGAGAAGGAUAGCAAAACUGUUGGUCUGUGUGAAAACAAGUACCCAGACAUAAAUGUAAUAACAGGUGUUCUUAAGGAUUAUUUACGAGAACUUCCUUCUCCUUUGAUAACAAAGCAGCUGUAUGAGGCUGUAUUAGAUGCAAUGGUAAAAAGUCCUUUGAAAAUGUCAUCGAAUGGCUGUGAGAAUGAAUCCAGUGACUCCAAGUUGACUGUUGACCUGCUGAAUUGUCUGCCUGAUGUUGAGAAGGCAACCCUAAAGAUGUUGUUGGAUCAUUUGAAAUUGGUAGCUUCGUACCAUGAAGUAAAUAAGAUGACCUGCCAGAAUUUGGCUGUGUGCUUUGGACCAGUGUUGCUAAAUCACAGGCAAGAGACUUUGACCCACAACAACAGGGUCUUCACCGAUUCUGAGGAACUUGCAAGUGCUUUGGAUUUUAAAAAGCAUAUUGAAGUUCUUCAUUAUUUACUCCAACUCUGGCCAGUGCAGCAUUUAACUGUCAAAGCAUCAACAGACGAUUUGUUCCCAGAGCUGUCAUCUUCUCUGAAUUAUUUGAGGCGAAAGAAAGAUCGACCAUCUGAGUUAAAUCUGAGUAGCUCUGAUUCAUCAGGAGUACUUAGGCCAAGGCAGAGCAGGUUAGACAGUCCCCUUAGUAAUCGCUAUGCAGGAGACUGGAGCAGCUGUGGAGAAAACUACUUUUUAACUACAAAAGAAAAUCUAACAGAUGUGGAUUAUGAUGAAGUACCUUCAGAAGAUGGAGAAAAUAGAGAUUAUUCCAAAAUGGAUAGACCAGGAAUCAUGAUUGAGCAGCAAAUCCCCAUGUCCAGGGACUGCACGUUUCAGACGUACUUGACAAUGGGGACAAUUGAGUCUACAGUGGAUCGGAGAGCUAACCUCAAAGAGCUUCAGGACAGUAUCGAUACUUUGAUUGGCAACCUGGAACGUGAGCUUAACAAAAACAAGCUUAAUAUGAGUGUGUGAGAUGGAGAGGGAGUUUGUUUGAUAUGUGAUAAUGUUGUGAAGUUUAGGUCAGUCUUUCUUACUUUCUUGUACUUCUCAUGAUGUCUUUAUUUUUAUUUUUUUACUGCUGAAACCUUAAGUUAACUUCUAAUAUGUUCAUAUGAUUUAAUUAAAAACUAUUAGUAUUCUUUACUUCAUUAGAACCUUUUCUAGGGGGUAAAAUUAACUUGGACUUCUUGAAAUACUUUAAUAAACCUUGUCAGUUCCAUGGGGGGAACUUUCAAGUACACUUGUAAAGGUCAGAUAAGUCAUUAUCUCCUCGAGGCUUAGGUAGCUGUGAGGACUGCUCUUCUGUAGCUGGGACAGAUGCUCCUUAUAGAGGACAUAGAGCUGGUCAGGCUGAUUUGCAGCAGGAGUCCUUCCAUGCUGCAGGUCAUUUGGUCACGUUUCAUUUGCAAUACAAAUGCUGCUAUUUAAAACCUUUUUUAUUAAUGUAAAAUUAUACAGAUAUUAAAGUAUUCUGUAUUAACAUUCAGUAAUUAUUUAAACUUGUAACAAUUAAAUAUUUUUAUGAUCCUGAAAAUAUGUAUAUAUUUGGAAGUGCAUAUGUGUAUACGUUUUAGUAUGAGGGCAGGGGUUAACUGUACAAUCCCAUGUAUUUUUAAAAUUAUACUAUUUAAUGAGGCCAAAAUUAUUAGCUUACACGUGUCUUUUUCAGGAAAACAUUGAAGAUAAAGGUGAAGUCACAUGAAACCAUUUUACUGAAAAUACUCUGAAAGUAUCUGAUAGAAGCAGUAGCUUCCUCUCUGCUUCAGAGACAGUCCCCCAUGAAAAGUUAUAUUUCAGGUUGAAGCCCUUUAGCUUCUUAGGGGAUCAAACGAGCAGAUACCUAUCUCGUGACUUAUAAAAACCAAAAAAGCUUCACCUGUUCUAUGCAUUUUUGUAUUCUGUGAUGCUUUAUUUGUUAGUAGUACACCUAAAAUGUUGACUUUAUAAUUGCCCUUACUUGUUUCUAAAGAAAUCAUCUUGCCAGGAUACUACAUGUUAUGAGUUUUUUAAAAUUUACUUAUUUGGCUAAGUAUAUCUACAGAAUAGUUAUUCUAGCAGUCACAACAGUGUUUGAAAAUGUAAAUUUAGAAGGCUUUUAAAAUUGUUACUUUCAAAAAAGGUUUUAUACUUACAGAAUGUAUAAUUUAAAAAAUACAAAUAAAACUUGAAUUACCAAGUUUGGGAUGUAGCAGCCAUUCAAAACUGGUUUCUUAAUGUUUUUCUAAAUACUAAGGUAUUUAAUUUACUCAUUUCUAUGUAGUAUACAUUGGUAAUCAGAGUACCCAGUUUUUUUGAUCUGAAAGCCUACUAGUACAAAGAGGAAAUAACUAUUUUUACAUGAAACUUGAUAAUUUUUUGAAAAUGUUGUGUAAUUUUAAGCAUCAGGUGUAUGUCAUAAGUCAAAUUAUUUUUUCCCUUUUUAAAUUGAAUUUUUGUGAGUUUCACAUAGUAUAUUUUGAUAGUAUUUAGAUUCCUUCCCAUAAUGGCAGAAUAAAACUGUUUUUAAAUGUUUUGUAAGGGGAUUAUCUUUGUUUGCUUCCUUUGGUUUACCAUGUCACAUAUAUUGUAUAAAUUGGACUAGUGGUUCCAGAAAUGUACAUUUUAUUAAAAUAAUAUA
Nannospalax galili (Upper Galilee mountains blind mole rat) is the source of this 5694-nucleotide messenger RNA. It is a transcript of the gene Syde2, whose product is annotated as synapse defective Rho GTPase homolog 2. The record is from RefSeq and is a predicted model, not a curated record. The coding region runs from base 105 to 4049 and encodes 1314 amino acids. Gene Ontology annotation, biological process: signal transduction. NCBI's taxonomy places the organism in Eukaryota, Metazoa, Chordata, Mammalia, Rodentia, Spalacidae. The transcript has 7 exons.